CCUUAGUUUGGACCCAACGGUGAGUCUACCACUUUAUUGAAGCGGGUGUCGCUAUCUUCAUCCCUACGUCCAUAGCUCCUAAUGCGCCUCCUAAUCUCUCCCGAGGUCCCUAGUCUGAGCGAAUCUAAUUUGGCGAUAUCUGUUCUCGCUACUACUGUGUGCUCGUUACGGAUAGCCUUGGCCUACUUUAACAUCACACCGGGUUUUUCCCAUCUUUUCAGCGCUAUGAACGAUAUGCUGCUUUCGGGAUUCUGGAUGUAUAGCGUUACCGCUCAGUCAUCUAGCGACCUUACGGACCCCGACCAUUUGAGUGUGCGACCGUGGUAUCUAGAGAAGAGUUGCAGUAUUCUCGAUGAAAAUGUCGUCGAAGUUUGCAUUCUUGCUAAAGCCUGUUUUGCGUUUUCGGUUUUAUCACUGUGAGUACCUCUUCCCUGACCUGGCUCGGUGGAAAGCUUCAUACUAAACGCCACCUCACGAUACUACAGGGUUGUUUUUUCCGCACGCUCUGUUGCUUCUAUUUUAUGGCUUGCAUACUGGUGUGGGCAAUUCCAAGUGUUUGAUGGAGGUGUAGAUAUACUACGUGAUCGAUUCCAGAGAAAAAUAGGUAGAAGUGGCGGGUUUACCAUCGCUAGCGCGCAAUUCGAUGAAUAUAGCGACAGUGUCACGGUGGAAGAAUCACAAAUGAGAGAAGUAGUUUAAAGUUUUUCAGUGGAAGGCCGACGAGAUGAACUGUUGGCUAUCUCGUUAUUGCGAGCUGAACUUCGUACUGGAACCAACCGGUACCUACCUAGGUAUGCUUUGAAGUUUGAACGACUAUUUGGGUAGCUAGAAUUCUGACAAGUUCUAACCAAGAUAUUGGAUCUUUCAACAAUGAGCAAGUUAUCGUGUUUUGUGACCAGUUACGUGUAGAUAGCGCGUGCCACCAACCGGUAUUGAGGGUAUAUGCAUGGUGGAGCUGUAACCGUGGUUAGCAUCCCUGCACGAUUCCGCUGCAGAGGGAUGGUCAGUUGAUAUAUCCACACCCUCACCCCCCGCAAUGUCCCUUUUAGAUG
Annulohypoxylon maeteangense is the source of this 1052-nucleotide messenger RNA. RefSeq lists its product as uncharacterized. Lineage: Eukaryota; Fungi; Ascomycota; Sordariomycetes; Xylariales; Hypoxylaceae. Bases 82 to 420 code for a protein of 112 amino acids. The transcript has a single exon. The record is from RefSeq and is a predicted model, not a curated record.